Mercenaria mercenaria is the source of this 1113-nucleotide messenger RNA. RefSeq lists its product as uncharacterized. NCBI's taxonomy places the organism in Eukaryota, Metazoa, Mollusca, Bivalvia, Venerida, Veneridae. Bases 16 to 717 code for a protein of 233 amino acids. The record is from RefSeq and is a predicted model, not a curated record. The transcript is spliced from 4 exons.
GAAAAUUUAAAAAAAAUGAACGACUACGGCUUUUGUAUACUUAUAUUGCUGUUUACGAUCAUUCAACAUACCACUUCAUCGCUGACGAGUAACCGGACACAUCACUGGACAUGUCCUCCUUCAGAUGCUAAUUUUCACUACAAUCUCUGUUCAGAUCCAAUACAUCCUCACACGACAUUUUAUGUAGGAAAUACAGAUUGUAACUUAGAUAGUGGCUUCAAAAAUAAUUUGAGAAGAAUAACCCUGGAAAUGAGCGAUGGUUUACAAGAUGAAAUGUCAAAUUUUAAUGCAGAGCACGUCAGAUGUGAAUAUCGUUUGCAACAACUACAACAAAAGAACUUGACAAAUAUCCUUCGCAUAGAAACCUCGUAUGAAUUUGAAAGAGCUAAUUCAAUAACAACUGUUUACACGAAGAUGGCAAAAUUCCUACGAUUACAUCAUAAACUGUGGUGUUUGUAUUCAGUAAGAGCAAAACAGGAAUGUUGCUUAUCCUUCACAGAGAAUUUUCGUAGGCUUAAACACAGGCUGUUAGGCAAAUGGUGGAUUGUGCAGAACAGCUGCGGAGAACAAAUUGAUCAGAAUCAUUGCGAAGCCAGUGUUCAAGACUUUACCACUAAUGAUUUAAGAUGUGAGGACCUACGUGAUAUUAUCUAUAUUCUGUUUAGGGAUGCACGUUCCUUACUUAACGAAUCACUAUCAGUGCUUGAUCAAUUUUGAGUCAUCAUUAGAAUGUAAUAAAUGAUACGGGUGAAGCAUUUGUCACAUCAUGUUUUCUGUAUAUCUUACGUUUACUAAACAAAAAAAAAUAAAUCCCCUUUUAAAGAAACCCUUUGAUAUAAUUAAUAAAUAUUUGUGUAAAAAAUCUCUAACUGAUCAAUUCAUCAAAACUUAUUUCACUCCCUUUUAAUUUGUUGUUUUUGUCAGUACAGCAAUUCAGUUUAUACUGAAUGAGUCAGAGACAUUAUAGCUUUUAAAGGUUUUGUGCUUUAUUAUCUUAACUAUUUAUCUCGCUGAGUGACUUUCCUUGUGCAAUAUGUAACUUACACUAUCUUUUUUGUUAUUUUUUAAUGUUUACACUUAUGUUCAGAACUGUUAUGAUAUAUCAAUAAAUGC